Messenger RNA from Symbiodinium natans, 4518 nucleotides. The record is from the annotation of a GenBank genome assembly. NCBI's taxonomy places the organism in Eukaryota, Dinophyceae, Suessiales, Symbiodiniaceae.
AUGAGCCGAGCUGCCGAACGUAGCCUUCUGGACCAACUUGGUCAGGACGCCGAGCUCUCAUAUGCGCUGGCUAUCAUCACGCACGCAAGGCCGGGCACCCGUUGCUACGAACUUCGCCAGCGCCUUGCAGGAGGCGCUCAUGGCAGACACGUCACAUUGCUGGCUCCGGACAACAGUGCAAUUGAGAGAUUGGUCAAGGCCAAGAGGAUGACGCCCGAGGUCUUCUGUCGGCUGCCAGAUGCAGCCGAGCUCAUGGCGGGGCAUGCUGUGGAGGAGCGCUGGCCGCUCGCGGCGCUGCGGAUGCUCGGGGCUCCCCUGGAGACCCUCCGUGGUGCGAACAUGACGAUGGCAUUCCUGCCCAGUGGCGACCGACGGGUGGCUGUGAAACUGGCCAGCUCUGGAGAUCGGCCCGUGGUACUCCGUGGUGACGUCGCCUGCCGAAACGGCCUCCUGCACAAGAUAGGGAAGAUGCUGGUGCCUGCAGCUGUCAAUAGGUGGCAGAGCAGCACCAGUUUGGCAGAUAUCCGUCAGAGGGCUUUUGACUCAAAGCAGGAGAUGCUGAAGGAUCGGGUGCAGAUGAACAGCAAAAUUGGCGCAGUGAGGCAUCCUGGACCAGUAAACAAGGCCAUCGAAAAGCGCCGAACUGCAUUCGCGUUGUUCGACCGCGAACGACCAGAAGCCUUCGCUCCGCUCUAUGGUACCGACUACGAACCAAGAAUCUACACAGGUGUCAAGGAGCUACCGGAGCACAGGGACAGAUCUCGACUGAGGAGCCAUGACCAGGAUAUGGGUCCAGACAAGACGCAGCCCUCAAUGCCACCGACGCUGGAAGAGGUUUGGGAGGAGUGGGAGCCGCUCCGGCGAGAAGAGCUGAAGCUGAGUGCGGAGCUAAAGCAGUUCCGUGAGCACCUCGACUCGCAGGAGGCCGUUUUCGCGGAGCAUGCCGCCUUUGUUCGCGAAGUGAUUCCAGGGGCAAGGCUGUCAUGGACACAGGCGCCUCAACAAGCCAUUAUGACGGUGCAACUGUUCAGUGAAUCUGAUUGUCAGCUGGUGCGAUCCAGUCUAUCUCGACAUGAUCCGUUGCUAGUUGAAACAGAGGUCCAGGUGGGUGGACGGACGAUUCCGGCUCAAAGCCGCCUCUGCGAUGUCCCGUCGAGCGCUCGACUACCGACAACGCUGACUGUAGCGGUGCCUGAAGCCAUGCCGGGUGGUUCUGCGUUUCCGAUGUGGAAGGCACCCGUUGAGUCCAUUUCGAAAGCUCCGGAGACGAGCAAGCGCUGGAUGCUACUGUUGGGCAAGCCAUGUGAGGACGACAAUGCUCUGGUCGCACGGGCAGCGGUAGAGGCCACGCGGUGCACGACACGCGGGACAGGAUUUCGCUUCCCGAAUGCCCGUCGAAAUGCAAUUUCUGCACCUGGUACAAGCAGCACGACCAGCACAUGUCCACCAUGCCUAUCAGACGGGCAGAGCAAGCCAUUUGCCAUGACGAAGCCUAUGCAGCCUGUUCAGCAAGUGCUGCCUGGACCGGAUGAGGAAUGGCAGCCACCUCUUGACCAUCCUGAGUAUUGUGAGACUUGGAACAUUCCCAUCACUCCCAUGAUUCCCAUGAAUCUCGUGGAGUCUUCAGCUCCUACACUGAUGAGAGCAGCUGCUGCGCAAGUCCACAGCACUGCGUUGCAGCCAGAACUGCGAUCCCAAGGUCCCGGAAACCAAGAACAUGGCCAGUAUGCCCUUCCGUGGCAGAAUGCGGACAAUGCCGACAAGCCUGCCUCCUUCAAGUCAUACCCCUCCCCCACUUCACUCCCCGCUUCGACACGUACUGAAGGCCAGCUCUCCCAGUCUGCUCGCGCGGAACGCACGGAACACACGAAAUAUGGGAAGACCCCAAGCACGGCAAGUUCCAUGCACAUGGAGGCCAUGGAGGCUAUGGAGGCCAGAAACUCUCGGUCAAGAUGGACACACAUGCAGUCUCUUUCGAGCCACAGCCUGCGGAACCUGCGCAACGGAAGCCGGUUCUCUGCCAACAAGGUGCUUGAACGAACCCCUUUGAUGCAAGCAGCAAUGGCCGGCGUGAUCUCUGAUGUGGAAGAGCUGUUGACAAGUUUGACAUCUCACCUGGAUCUGCAGGAUGAUAUGGGCAUGACUGCCCUGAUGUGGGCCGCCUGCUCGGCGGUAUAUCCACCCUCCAAGCCCCAGAGUUUUAUUGGAGUUAUGCAAAUGCUGCUGGAUGCCAAAGCCUCGGUGAACAUGGAGGACGACAACGGAGUCUCAGCACUCAUGCACACGCUCUCGGGACGGCUUGGCAUUCUCAACGAUCCGCUUCAGCAGCAGGAGGUCGAGGACUGCAGGCUGCGAACCAUCAAGCUGCUCUUGGAGAGACGAGCUGACCCAAACCACAGCUCUGCGGAUGGCUUGACGCCUCUUAUGCUGACAGCUACUUGCGGCACCACAACCGAAGUGCAGUUGCUUCUUGGAGCUCGGGCAAACAUGGAAGUCAAGGAUCAGCAUGGUUGGACAGCAUACCUCUGGGCGGCAAGCGAGGGACGUCUGGACGUGAUCCGCUGUUUGAGUCGUGCCGGAGCAAAAGUUACGCCAGCAGACCGUCCUUUGUGGGAGGAGGCUCUACGAGAAGUGACGUCCUCGGAGACGGUGGGGGAGCCCGGCAUGCAGCUGGAGAAGCUGUGUUCAGGCAUCGCCGGACAGGACGAAUCUGCAAGUCUGGGAGCCGUGCUGGCCUGGUUGGAAAGCCACGGCGUGCAAUGGGGUCUGCAUCAGCGUUGGAGCUUCGCAAGAUUCUUCGAGGCAGCGGAGGCAGCCGCCGCUCCCGGCAAGGAAGGCAUAUCUCCAGAGGAGAAUCUGCAGGAAUCCGAGCUGACGGAUUUGUUCCGGCUUCGCAUAAAGAAGAAGUCCCUUGCCGCCUUCUUGAACAUGCCGAAGCUGCCGGAGGAGCAUCAUGAGCUCCAGUCAUUCGUGGGCCACUUGCGGCAUCUUGCAGCUGAUCUGCGAACAGGCAAGCCAACUCAGCGUCUGGAGCAGGAGGUGAAGUCUCAGUCGGCCGAGCUAGAGGUCCUCAGAGGAAGGUUGGAGGUCAUGGAGUCCAGCCUGCCAACCCCGUGGUCACCGCCCGUCGCCACGUGGCAGGAGCUACUUGGCACCCCACCUCCACCUCUGUCGCCUGAGGAGUUGCUGCCAAUGGUUCACGAGAUGCUGGCAGAUGCCAGGACAAAGGCUAUGCAACGCUCAGAGCAAGCAGCCCUGGCUGCAGAGGCCUUGAGGGCCAGUGCGGACAAUAAAUCCCGCCAAGUCAUCUGGGCAGAAUCAAAGGCGGCUGCCAAAGAAGCAGAAUCAGAAGUCCUGCAGGCAGAGCUCCAGGAGCAGGCGCAGCAUCUUCAAGAACUCGAGAUGGAGCGGAUUCGAGGCAAAAGAAGAGAAGCUGCGAAACAGACGUUUGCUGCGGAGGAGGAAACUCGACAAGCAGAUGCGCUUGCACUGCAAAAAAGUGCUGCUAAGGUGCAGCGAAUGUGGAGGCAUCGCCAAGAGAUGGCUCAGCGUCGAAUUCGAGCAGUGCUGCUCCUGCAAUUCUUUGUUCGACGCUGGCGACGAAAGCGGCAGCUGGCCGCUCGAAAGAUCCAAGCUCGCUGGUCCGGCCUGAAGCGUGUGCCACAGAGCAUGCAAGGAGCUGUGAGAAGCGGUGUCUCACUGAUCGGACGUGGAAUUCAGUCAGCUGUCGGAAGACAAAGUGUGAAGAUGUGCGUGUUCGCGGGUUUGGUAUCCAUGUCCUGGUGGGCGCCUGGCACGAGCCAAGAGUUGGACAUGCCGUGCACAAGUCUUCCAUGCCCUACCGGAUACUUGCAGCGCUGGGAUGCCGACAGCACCUUCUGUGCCGGUGCAUGUAACUCCUCGGACGCAGAGAUGUGCUGCUUCAGAAAGGGCUUUGCAUCACACAGCUGGCGCAUCGUCGCCUCUUCCACUGUUGGCGAAGCUUGGGAUCUGGCAGCGUUGCGAUUCUACCUCGCCGAGAAUUGCUCGGCGGACUCCUUGAUAGAAGCCGUCCCAAGCAGGCGUGGUGGUGCUAAUGGUCAAGCCUUCUCACAUCACAGAGGGCGUGGAGCUGUUGCGGCGGAGCUUUUUCAUGAACCUGUCCAGUUCCCGUCGUCGACACUGCAACUUCAGCCCGUGAAGUGGUCGUCGGGUGCUCCGUGCGCAGCCGGAGAGUGCUUUGUGGGAUUUUCGUGGGAAUCGGAUGGCACCAGGAAACCCGUGGGGAAUUGCAAGAAGACGCGCGGCAGUUGCCCAACAGUUGGCUACGUGCGAAAGGCAAGCGCUUUCCGAGUUGCCUGCGCAGAAGUGGAGCAGAGUGAGAGCUCCGGCUUCUUUGCCGAAAGCCUGCGCCUGCAGAUGCUGGACCUCGAUGCAAGGGACUCCAACACCUCGGAGGGCUCGGGGCUGUGGCGAACGGCCGCGGAAGCAAGGAACUUGCUGGGUGGGCUGGCAACGCUGCGGCAGAGCAACGCGUGA